Molecule: messenger RNA, 5427 nt
Organism: Cavia porcellus (domestic guinea pig)
Lineage: Eukaryota; Metazoa; Chordata; Mammalia; Rodentia; Caviidae
Gene: Ide
Product: insulin degrading enzyme
Exons: 25
Coding region: 213-3272 (1019 amino acids)
Biological process (GO): amyloid-beta metabolic process; peptide catabolic process; hormone catabolic process
Cellular component (GO): mitochondrion; cytosol; peroxisomal matrix
Molecular function (GO): metal ion binding; metalloendopeptidase activity
Source: RefSeq, a predicted model, not a curated record
GGAUUUUGGAAUUAGCCGGUCCGGACCCCGAACCACCUGCCGCAGACUCCUGCGACCCGCUCCCCGACGUCUCGGCCGGGUCGGGCUCUGUGGAAAACCCGGAGCGGAAGACUCUCCGGCUGUGCGGCGCGAAAUGAGCAUGCGCAGUGCGCUGCGCUGGCUCCUGGCGCAAGGAGGAAGCGUUCGCCGUGAUCCCAGCGGCUGCGCUGGGAAUGCGGUACCGGCUAGCGUGGCUGCUGCACCCCGCGCUGCCCAGCACCCUCCGCUCCGUCCUCCGCGCUCGCCUGCUGCCCCUGGAGCGUCUCUGUGGUUUUCAAGAAAAGACGUAUAGCAAAAUGAAUAAUCCAGCUGUCAAGAGAAUAGGAAAUCACAUUAUCAAAUCUCCUGAAGACAAGCGAGAGUACCGGGGACUGGAGCUGGCAAAUGGGAUCAAAGUGCUUCUCGUCAGUGAUCCCACCACUGACAAGUCUUCAGCAGCCCUCGAUGUGCACAUAGGUUCAUUAUCAGAUCCUCCAAAUAUUUCUGGCUUAAGUCAUUUUUGUGAACAUAUGCUUUUUUUGGGAACAAAGAAGUAUCCAAAAGAAAAUGAAUACAGCCAGUUUCUCAGUGAGCACGCAGGAAGUUCAAAUGCUUUCACUAGUGGAGAGCACACCAACUACUAUUUUGAUGUUUCUCAUGAACAUCUGGAAGGUGCCCUAGACAGGUUUGCACAGUUUUUCCUGUGCCCCUUGUUUGAUGAGAGUUGCAAAGACAGAGAAGUGAAUGCAGUGGAUUCAGAACAUGAAAAGAACGUGAUGAAUGAUGCCUGGAGGCUCUUUCAGUUGGAAAAAGCUACAGGGAAUCCCAAACACCCCUUCAGCAAAUUUGGGACAGGUAACAAAUAUACUCUAGAGACUCGGCCCAACCAAGAAGGCAUUGACGUAAGACAAGAGCUACUAAAAUUCCAUUCUACUUAUUAUUCAUCCAACUUAAUGGCUAUUUGUGUUUUAGGUCGAGAAUCUUUAGAUGACUUAACUAAUCUGGUAGUAAAGUUAUUUUCUGAAGUAGAGAAUAAAAAUGUCCCAUUGCCAGAAUUUCCUGAGCACCCAUUUCAAGAAGAGCAUCUUAAACAACUUUAUAAAGUAGUGCCCAUUAAGGAUAUUAGGAAUCUUUAUGUGACAUUUCCUAUACCUGACCUUCAGAAGUACUACAAGUCAAAUCCUGGUCAUUAUCUUGGCCAUUUGAUUGGGCAUGAAGGUCCUGGAAGUCUGUUAUCAGAACUUAAAGCAAAGGGUUGGGUAAAUACCCUGGUUGGUGGACAGAAGGAAGGAGCCAGGGGUUUUAUGUUUUUUAUAAUUAAUGUGGAUUUAACUGAGGAAGGAUUAUUACAUGUUGAAGAUAUAAUUUUGCACAUGUUUCAAUACAUUCAGAAGUUACGUGCAGAAGGACCUCAAGAAUGGGUUUUCCAAGAGUGCAAGGACUUGAAUGCUGUUGCCUUUAGGUUUAAAGAUAAGGAGAGACCACGAGGCUAUACAUCUAAAAUUGCAGGAAUGUUACACUAUUAUCCCUUAGAAGAAGUACUCACAGCUGAAUAUUUACUGGAAGAAUUUAGACCUGACUUGAUAGAGAUGGUUCUUGAUAAACUCAGGCCAGAAAAUGUCCGGGUUGCAGUUGUUUCCAAAUCUUUUGAAGGGACAACUGAUCGCACCGAAGAGUGGUAUGGAACCCACUACAGACAAGAAGCUAUACCAGAUGAAGUCAUUAAGAAAUGGCAAAAUGCUGACUUGAAUGGGAAAUUUAAACUUCCAACAAAGAAUGAAUUUAUUCCCACGAAUUUUGAGAUUGUAGCAUUAGAAAAAGAAGCCACGUCAUACCCUGCUCUUAUUAAGGAUACAGCUAUGAGCAAACUAUGGUUCAAACAAGAUGAUAAAUUUUUCUUGCCAAAGGCUUGUCUCAACUUUGAAUUUUUCAGUCGCUACAUUUAUGCUGACCCUCUCCAUUGCAACAUGACAUACCUGUUUCUCAGGUUAUUGAAGGAUGAUUUAAAAGAGUAUACAUAUGCAGCACGCCUCUCAGGUUUGAGCUAUGACAUUGCCUCAGGGAUGAAUGCAAUACUUCUCUCUGUGAAGGGUUACAAUGACAAACAGCCAAUUUUGCUGAAGAAGAUUACUGAGAAAAUGGCUACCUUUGAGAUUGAUAAAAAAAGAUUUGAAAUUAUCAAAGAGGCAUAUAUGCGGUCUCUUAACAACUUCCGGGCGGAGCAGCCUCACCAGCAUGCCAUGUACUACCUCCGCUUGCUGAUGACAGAGGUGGCCUGGACUAAAGAUGAGUUAAAGGAUGCCCUGGAGGAUGUCACCCUUGUGCGCCUUAAAGCCUUCAUACCCCAGCUCCUGUCACGCCUGCACAUUGAAGCCCUUGUUCAUGGAAACAUAACGAAGCAGGCUGCAUUAGGAAUUAUGCAGAUGGUUGAAGAUACCCUCAUUGAACAUGCUCAUACAAAACCUCUCCUUCCAAGUCAGCUAGUUCGGUAUAGAGAAGUUCAGCUGCCUGACAGAGGAUGGUUUGUUUAUCAGCAGAGGAAUGAAGUUCACAAUAAUUGCGGCAUUGAGAUAUACUACCAGACAGACAUGCAGAGCACCUCAGAGAAUAUGUUCCUGGAACUCUUCUGUCAGAUUAUCUCUGAACCUUGUUUCAACACCCUGCGCACCAAGGAGCAGCUGGGCUAUAUUGUCUUCAGUGGGCCACGUCGAGCCAAUGGCAUACAGGGCUUGCGAUUCAUCAUCCAGUCAGAAAAGCCUCCUCACUAUCUGGAAAGCAGGGUGGAAGCCUUCUUAAUUACCAUGGAAAAGUCCAUAGAAGACAUGUCGGAAGAGGCCUUCCAAAAACACAUUCAAGCAUUAGCAAUCCGUCGACUAGACAAACCAAAGAAGCUGUCUGCAGAAUGUGCUAAAUACUGGGGGGAAAUCAUCUCUCAGCAAUACAAUUUUGACAGAGAUAAUAUAGAAGUUGCAUAUUUAAAGACAUUAACUAAGGAAGAUAUCAUCAAAUUCUACAAGGAAAUGUUGGCAGUAGACGCCCCAAGGAGACAUAAAGUAUCAGUUCAUGUUCUUGCCAGGGAAAUGGAUUCAUGUCCUGUUGUUGGAGAGUUCCCGUGUCAAAAUGACGUGAAUUUGUCACAAGCACCACCCUUGCCACACCCUGAAGUGAUUCAGAACAUGACCGAAUUCAAGCGUGGUUUGCCACUGUUUCCUCUCGUGAAACCACAUAUUAACUUCAUGGCUGCCAAACUCUGAAGUUUCCCUGAGGAAAAGGAGAGUGUCUGUGGGUUGAUUCCUGAGUCUUCCAGGCCUAGGGAAAAAUCUUGGCCACUAUAAUAGUUUCUGGUUCACUAACAGACAAACAUAAAAAAAAAGUUAUCAGAUGUUAUUAUGUAGAAAUAUUAAAAAUCCAAAGUAAUUAAAUUGAAAAAUCUUAUAGAUGUAGAAUAUUUUUAAAAUACAUGCCUCUUAAAAUAUUUUAAAAUUUUUUCUUUUCAUUUGUAAGAGAAAUUUCCCUUAUAUAACUGCUUAAAAUGAUGAAUGAUAUUCUUAGAUCUUCCCUAUUCUGUAAAAUAGUCACUCGUCGGACUAAAAUAAAAGUUAGCUUUUUUAAGAAAGCAUCCUAGGUCAAUAGAGAAGGCUUCAAAGUAUUUAGAAAGGUAUUAAUUGCCUUUUUAAAAAUCAGUCCUCAAAUUUGCUUUCUAUGUCAUGGUUUCAUAUAAAUCAGUGGAAAACCUUCAAUUUGGCAGAUGAUGCACAAAGCAAUGUCACUUUCUGUUAUUAGUGAAAUUACUGUUACAUAAGGCAUGGUUUUAAUCUUUUUAUAAAAUAAGAACAUGUUUUUUAUUCCAACAAGUAAAAUGCUGGAAAACCCUAGAAUACCCUAGUUAUUUACAGUGGUAGGAAUACAGAUUUACCUUACAUCAAUUUUGUCCCAAACUGAAUUUCUCAGGAUUACUGUGGUUUUUUUCUGAUUAAACUGUAUUGACCUUCUUACUGUUCAUAGUUGGUUUGCAGUGUUCUAUCAGUUUUACUUUUUCUCAUCAACAUGUUGCUGUAUGUACUUAAGGGCAAAUUCAGAUCCUGCUGAGUGUGUGACAUGCUUUUCCAACAUCAGCUCUUGUAACUACCCAUAACUUUGAACUAUAAUGAAAUUGCGAUUAGUGUGUGAACCAAAGUAUUUUUCCCCUUCAUGAAUUUAAAAAGCAACAAAUACAAAGCCACCUUUUUGGAGAUUAAAAAAAAAAGUGCAUUCUAAAAUAGCAAGUCUCCAUAGCACUCUAAAAUCCCUUGUUGCUGCCAGUCUAAUCUUGCCUUAAGUGUUACUUUUUUGAAUAUGUAAACAUAUGAAUACACAGAUGAUGACUGGGGUGGACUUUAAAAAAAUAUUUUUUUCAUAAGAUACUAUUUUAGGUGAAAUUGUUAUUGUAGAUUUAAUAGCUAUUUUAAAACAUUAUUAAAACUUAAGUUUUAAUAUUACUAUUAUCAAAAUUUGUUUGAAGAGAAAUUGAGUCUAUUUCCACAUACGGGCACCAGCAGCAGUAUGCAGUCCUGUUGUCCACUGGCUCAGGCGGAGAAUGCAUUUUGUCUCCCUGUGUGACUUGAUUUGCAGGAAUUCCUUCUGCAGAGGCAUGUCUUUUCACAUCUUAAGUUUUUACAUUUCUAAUUUUCCAAAUCUCAAUUUGGGGCAAGAAUGACACAGUCACAACUAUGGAGCCUGCUUCCUGCAGUGGAGCUCCAGGUCUCCGGCCAGUCCGUGUGGUGCUGUGACUGCCUCUCCGUCCCUGCCUUCAGAGAGCCUCUUGGGGUGAAGCCUGUUUUCGUCCAUCUGAAGGUGUGCGAAGGCAUCGCUUCCUUCUGGUUUUAUGCAUUUGUAGACUAUGCAGCUUUUCAUCAAACUGCAGGUAUAUACAGAAUGAAUCUAAAUUAGGCCUGAGUGUUUAAAUCCAUCACUGUAAAAGUAUAUAAAAAGCCACCUAUCUUUUCUGUGGGAAAUUAUGUGCUAUUGAAUAAUUUUUAGCUGUUUUUAAAAAAUGAGUAAACUUACAAGCAUUGUUUUUAUGAGGAAAGGCACCAAGAGAGGCAUGAAAGCAGGCUCACGUGGUCUUCCUGUGCUGCAGUAUUUCCUGGUUUCCAGCUUCCGUCUACAGCUGCCGUUGGGUCACUCAGGCGCACUGACAGGUUCAUGAAAAUGGAUCUCAGCCGCAGUCCAUGAGCAAUAACAGACUACCCCAGAGACUACUCGAUGCUUACCAAGCGAGAUUUGUGAAACACUAAGUUAUUAGUUACCAGGGACUUAAAAAGAGUCUUUUUGACUAAUUGAUGUGAAAGAGAGAGCAUGUGACACAGCCAGUAUGGUGGAGUCCUAGGGUUAUCUUGUUUACAAUAAAUCACCUGAAUUACAACUCCA